AUGUCAACGUCCCAGGGUACAAGGGUUGCAUGGAGCUACAUGUAUGAGAAAGGGCUGGUGGAUGUAAUGAAAGAGCAUGUCAAUAUCCCAAUGUACAGGGCACAAAAUGGCUGGACAGCAGAUGAUUGGAGAAAUAUCGCUAAACGGUUCAAUGAAACCUUUCCUUUAGCUCAUUUUUCAAAACAACAAAUGCAAGAGAAGGAGAAUGAGUUGAAAGGAAACUAUAGGACAGAUAGAGAUGCCAGAAAAGAGAGUGGUGUUGGUUGGAAUGAGACAUUAAGCAUGAUAAUUGCUGAACCAAAGAAAUGGGAAGACCUAUUUGAGAAGAAUCCCAAAGUCAGUAAGUUCCAAAAGAAGCCACUUCCUCUUUAUGAACACCUGGCAUCAUUGUAUGCAGGAAAUAUAGCCACUGGAGAUUUGAAUUUUACAUCAACCGAGCCACCUAACAUGACGGCACGACCUCCAAUUGAAAGAAGUUACUUUGAGCAAAGUACAGAGAACACGGUUACUAGCUCUGAUUCUGUUGGCAUCAAUUUUGGUACAAAUCAUUUUUCUCAAAUUGAGGGCCCAGAAGUGCAAUCUGCACCACCCUAUCUCAAUCUAGAGGAGAAAGAAAGUGCUAGUGGAAAAAACGCAAGCAAAGUCAAAUGGCAGCUAAACUCGGUGAAUUCAUAG
This is a messenger RNA of Miscanthus lutarioriparius, 675 nucleotides long. NCBI's taxonomy places the organism in Eukaryota, Viridiplantae, Streptophyta, Magnoliopsida, Poales, Poaceae. The record is from the annotation of a GenBank genome assembly.